AUGGCAUGGGUGAAAUUUUUAAGAAAACCUGGGGGUAACCUUGGAAAAGUUUAUCAGCCUGGAAGUAUACUGUCCCUGGCACCUACAAAAGGCUUAUUAAAUGAACCAGGACAAAACAGCUGCUUUCUUAAUAGUGCUGUCCAGGUUUUGUGGCAGCUUGACAUAUUUCGACGAAGUUUAAGAGGUUUAACUGGACAUGUGUGUCAGGGAGAUGCGUGCAUAUUUUGUGCUUUAAAGGCAAUAUUUUCACAAUUUCAACACAGUCGAGAAAAAGCACUCCCAUCAGAUAAUAUGCGACAUGCCCUGGCAGAAAGUUUUAAGGAUGAACAGCGUUUCCAGCUUGGAUUCAUGGAUGAUGCAGCAGAAUGCUUUGAAAACAUCCUUGAGAGGAUCCAUUUUCACUUGGUGCCAAACAGUGAAACAGAUAUGUGCACUUCAAAAUCCUGUAUUUCUCAUCAGAAGUUUGCUAUGACACUGUAUGAACAGUGUGUAUGUCGUAGCUGUGGAGCGUCAUCAGACCCAUUGCCUUUUACGGAAUUUGUGCGUUACAUUUCUACCACAGCCCUGUGUAAUGAAGUAGAAAGAAUGAUGGAGAGGCAUGAACGUCUCAAGCCAGAAAUGUUUGCAGAACUGCUGCAGGCAGCAAAUACUAGUGACGACUACAGAAAUUGUCCUAGUAACUGUGGUCAAAAAAUAAAAAUCCGUCGUGUUCUUAUGAAUUGUCCUGAGAUUGUCACAAUCGGUUUAGUCUGGGAUUCAGAACACUCUGACCUGACAGAAGAGGUUAUGAGGAAUCUGGCAACACAACUUUAUCUUCCUGGGCUGUUUUACAGAGUUACAGAUGAAAAUGCCAAAAAUAGUGAACUUUUUCUUGUGGGAAUGAUUUGCUACACAAGCCGACAUUACUGUGCCUUUGCCUUUCACACCAAGAGUUGCAAAUGGGUGUUGUUUGAUGAUGCAAAUGUAAAAGAGAUUGGAACAAAAUGGAAAGAUGUGGUCUCCCGGUGCAUUCGGUGUCACUUUCAGCCACUGUUGCUGUUUUAUGCUAACCCAGAUGGCACAGCUGUAUCUCCAGAAGAUGCUCCAAAGCAGAUUAUUCACUGGUCUCAGUGUAAAGCAGCAGCAGGAAAUGGGGAAGACUUGGGACUUGAAAAACAUUCCACCCUUAAAUCAGACCAAAUGAAAGAGAAUGGAAUCGGAGAUCCCUCUAAUCAAAGGACUAAUAAAAAACUUCAGCCAGAUAAUUCAGCAAUCAGUAGAAGCCAUAUUCAAGCUAGUGGUGGUAGAGGUCCAGCUAAGUUAGGUUACAGCGAUCAAAAGGACAGGCUAAAGGACAUAUCCAGAGAGUGUGCUCAAAAAGCUGCUGAUAUGAAAAACUUCUCAUCUUUACGGAAAGAUGCAGAUAGAGGACCAAGAAAAGAGUCUGGGAGACAAAGAGAUUUGACGGGGGAAGAUCAUGCCGGUGUUAAGUCGGGGUCUCCUCCAGUUGGAAAUGGACUUAGACACUGUGCUGAUCAGCGCAUAUACAGCAGCCAGGGAAGAGGCGUCUACAAGCAUGAAAAUGCACCUCACCAAGCAAAGCUUUCUGCACAGGUGAUUGGAUCAAAUAAAACAGAAGCUUGUCCUGCUGGGGAGAAAUCGGUGAUAAGGACCCGGACUGAUGGUGUCACUGGCUACGAUACAGACACCAGUCAAGACUCUAGGGACAAAGGAAGUAUCAGCAGCAGAAGCAGAAGUAAAGGUUGGAAACCUAUGCGGGAGACGUUAAAUGUAGACAGCAUUUUCAGUGAGUCUGAGAAAAAACAGCAUAGCCCAAAGCACAAGGCAAAUCUGAACAGUAAAUCUAAGCACGAAAAAGAGCGAAGCUUUAGCUAUUGGCCAAAGGAGAACCAAAUCCAGAAAGGUUUAAUGACUAUAUAUGAAGAUGAAACAAAACAGGAUACAGGAAGUCGAAGUUCACUGGAUUCAGAGGGAAAAGGGAAUGCUGAAAAAAGCAAAGGAUUUACAGAGAGAAAAAUCCAUGGUGAUAACUGGCAAAAUCAGAAGACAGAAUCUGGAUAUGAAAGCAGUGAUCAUAUCAGCAAUGGAUCUGCAAAUCCAGACUCGCCUGUUAUUGAAGGAAUCAAUCCGGCAGAUGUCAAGAAUGUUAAAGAAAGUGCUUCCUACAGGAAGGAAUUGGCAGGGUGUUUGUCAGCUCCCUAUCUGGAUUGUGAACAGAACUUGCCAACCAAAAAACCUGACAAUGUGUUACAUUCGGUAACCCAGCAGAGAAGAAACUUUUAUGACUUGAGGAAAGACCAGGUCAAUUCAGAAGUUAACUACAGACCUCAUGUUAAUUUCCCGACAGAAUUACAUCUGCAGGUGCCCAGUCCUCCAGUAAAGAGAGCUGAAAUGCCUGAGACCAAUAGGAAACUUUUCCCAUCGUCAGCUCUACAGCCAAUUCUUAAAGACAUUGUUAAGUCAGAAAGUAGAAACAAGGCAAGUGAACAGAAUUCUUCAGAGUGGCUUAAUCCAGACAAGUUAGAGAAGAUGAACAUGCCAUUGUAUUGUGCAGAUGGCGUAUCCCACCCCUAUACGGAAAACGUCUGUGGAAGGAAGCUGAUGGGCAACGACUUUCACUCCUCUUCCCAGCCGCAGCCUCAUCACGUAAGAAUGUUUGGUCCCAAGGUGGGGUUGUCACCUUGUGUGCCACAGAACCUGUCAGAAAGGCCCACUGUGCUUCCCCCACCCACUGAGCAUGCCAGGCACCCACUCCGAAGGGUGGAUGCUAUUUGGGUGCCUGAAGCAGUGUACCAGAAUCUUCCUCCACCUUUACCGCCAAAGAAGUAUGCUCUGAAUACUUUUCCAGGAUCAGAAAAUAACUUGGCAGCUGAUACAAAAUCAACAGAGGUGUUGCAAAACAAUCCAUUGAGGCAAACAGGUACACCUUUAAAAUCUGGAUCAGAAGCAAGCACACUUACAAACGAACAAAGGCUUAAAGAGCCAUUUCAAGGGAAUGAAACGUUUGUUCAUAAACCGGAUUCUCCACCUCGCUUAUCAGUUAAUGAUUUUUGGACUGUGUCUGAAAACUUUUUAAAGAAAGGCUCUCGUCACACGGGACCAAGUGCUGGCUACGUGGAUGGAAAUGAUAGUGUAUCCCUAACAACUUACUUUUCAGUAGAUAGUUGUAUGACUGACACAUACAGAAUGAAAUAUCAUCAGAGACCCAAGAUCUAUUUUGCAGACAGUGGAAGCUUUCACAAAGAAAAGCAUCCUCCAUCAACAGGAGUAGAACUGAAUGCUACGUUCCAUGCUGCUCUUGAGCCCAGGCAUUCCACAUCCGAGCAACGGUACAAGGCAAAUGUAGAAGGCAUACACUGCAGUAGAUAG
Messenger RNA from Nestor notabilis (Kea), 3369 nucleotides. It is a transcript of the gene USP53, whose product is annotated as ubiquitin specific peptidase 53. Lineage: Eukaryota; Metazoa; Chordata; Aves; Psittaciformes; Psittacidae. The transcript is spliced from 16 exons. Gene Ontology annotation, molecular function: cysteine-type deubiquitinase activity. Bases 1 to 3369 code for a protein of 1122 amino acids. The record is from RefSeq and is a predicted model, not a curated record. Gene Ontology annotation, cellular component: cell-cell junction. Gene Ontology annotation, biological process: protein deubiquitination; sensory perception of sound; response to auditory stimulus.